AUGGGUUUGAGUCUGAAAAAGAAGUUGAAGGACUUCAUCCGUGGUCCAAAGAAGGAUGACGCCUCCAAAGAACCACUUCGUGCCCACCCGAGUUCGCUGCAGCAGGCGGGCGCGCUGGCGGAGAAGGCACCCAGCUCCUGCACGACCGAUUCGUCGGGAACACCACAGUUGAUUUCAGCCACCGAACCAUUAAAUACGCUCCAAGAAGAUACAAUAGACGAGCCGGCCGCGAAGUCAGCGCCUUCAACAAGCAAUGAAGGAUCCAUUCGGCAGUUGUGGGACGUGGCAUAUCAAAACCUGCGAAAUCAAGAAGAGAGCCUCGUCCAAGAGUUCGAGAACCAGAUAUGCGGCAACAUGGCCGCUGGCCUUGGUGUCGGUGUACGUUCACAUGCCGGAACGAAAGACUGGUUGGCAACGAUCCUCAAGCACAAGAUGGAUCAAGUCAACCGGGAGUCUUGGAAGUUGAAAUUUGGCAGCUCCGAGGUGGAAGUCCAGGAUGUUGUAAAGCCCGUCCUAGCUGUGGUCGACUGGGCCAAUGACUUCGUGGCCAAAGCUCUAGUCUCAAAUCCAUACGCUUCAAUUGCCUGGAGUGGUGUGAGCUUGUUACUACCGCUGCUUCUAAAUCCCUUGGAUCAAGCCGCCGCUCUGGCCAAGGGGCUUGAGCAUAUAUCGUCCCUCAUAGUACGAAGCUCUAUGUGGGAGGAUCUCUAUGUCCGGCGUUACGAGUCUAAGACCAGCGAGGCUUCGUCGGAGCCGCAUGCUGCUUACAGACUCAUCUUGGAAAAGCUGUAUAGAGAAAUUCUCAAGUUUCAAAUUGUUUGCUAUCGCUACCACAAUCAUAAGACUGCCUCUCGCAUGGCGCUUGAUUCUGUGAAGCAUCACGACUGGGAAGAGCUGCUCGAACAGAUCAAAUAUCACGAGACUGAAUUCGACAAAGUAAGCAAUCAUGUGCGGGACCAGACAUAUGCGGACGAAUGGGAAUACGCAGAGGCGCGGCAUCAACAAGCCAUGAACCAUUGGGAAAGGAUUGGUACAGAUGUUUCCGGUCUGAGAAGAAGGAUUGAUGAAAUCCAGAACGAUAAGAAGCGCAAAGAAUUGCUCAACUGGCUUUGUACCGUUGACCCUUCUGUGCAGUACAAUGCCGCGCGUAGUAAACACCGCAGUGGCACUUGCGAAUGGCUAAUUCAAGAUGACGAAGAUUUCAAGACGUGGGAAAUAGCUCCAAAGUCUUUCUUGUGGCUCAACGGCAAAGCUGGCUCCGGCAAAUCGAUUCUGAGCUCAUCGGUCAUCAAACACUUGAAAGAAAAGUCGGAAGAGAAUCCCCAAGUUGCUCUUGCGUACUAUUUCUUCAGCUUUGGGAACCUGGAGCAACAAAAGGUAAAUGUUAUGUUAUCUUCGCUUAUUGGCCAACUUUGCGCGAGCCGUCCCGAUACGCCACAGCCGAUCGAAGAAUUCGGAAGUUUCAUCAUCAAAAGAGAGCGUCCAGAUACGGAGACACUUGAGAAUGCACUUAGAGCUGCCGUUCGUGGAUUUUCAGCGGCAUACAUUGUUGUAGACGCUCUCGAUGAGUGCCCGAUUCUUGAUGGGGAGCGAAUGAGGCUUAUGGACUGCCUCAGUAAUAUCAUUUCCAAAAUGCCGAAUAAUCUCCAUAUCUUCUGUACGAGCAGGGCCGAGCCGGACAUUCGUACUAAGUUCGAAGAGAUGCCGUCUUUGCCAACAAAAAACACCAUCAGUCUCAUGAAAAAUCAGGCGGGCUUAGAUAGUGAUCUAAGUCUGUACAUCGACGCCACCUUAGCUACUGGAACCUACAAACUUUGGCCUCCCGAGAUCAAGACCGAAGCCAAGGAAUCAUUACUCGCGAAAGCGGAUGGAAUGUUUCAAUACCUUGUCAGCCAGUUUGAAGUCCUCCAAAAGUUCAAUUCGAGAGAGAAAAUACUCUCAGAACUUCGGAAUUUGCCAUCAGGACUUGAUGCAACAUAUGACAGGCUGCUUCUCGACCUGGACCGCGCUUUUCAACCCCAGAUCCUAGACUCGCUGAAGUGGCUAGCUUUUUCGAGUAGGCCUUUGAGUCUCGCUGAACUUGCCGAAGUAUUCAUUUUCUGUCCGGGGGCUGUGACUGACCUGAAAGAGAAGCGGCUGUUUGCCCCAGAAGGAGUUCUGAUAUAUUUCUCAAGCCUUGUGACUACCGAGGAAAAACGAGAAUCGAUACGUGGCAAAGUCCAAAGCAUCACAUAUGUUCGCCUCGCUCAUUUUACAGUCAAGGAGUAUCUGAUAUCUAAUCGCAUCGAACAAAGCCCUGCAAAGCAAUUCUGGUUUACGGAGAUGGAUGCUCAUCUGCACAUCGCUCAUUGCUGCCUGUCUUAUCACGUCAGCCAAAGUGCCGAGGCCAAGGAGUCUGAUGAUGAGCUAUUCUUGAAAAGCUACGCAAUCCAGAAUUGGGUUUGGCACUUAGACCUAGUUCCGCGCGAUGAAUGGUCGUCCGAGGUUGUCCGGCUCGCUGAGUGCGCCCUCUCUAUCCGCAGUAACAGCUUGGAACUGCUGGUUUGGUAUGGGAAACUAUUUGGGAAUGGUGAGAUGGCACAUCUGUUCACCAAUGAGCAACUGCGCAACAUGCAGCAGCGGCCGUACUGCUACACUGCCGGGCUCGGCUCUCUGUAUCUCACGAAACUCCUGCUUUGUGAAGGUUCGAGAGCCAGCAUGUACUUGGUUCAGGAGGAUCUCAACUUGACUCUCGGAGUGGCAGCCCGGGGAGGGUAUCUUGAGAUUGUCCAAUUUGUCCUCGACCGAUGCGCUGAUGGCAAGGCACGAGCGGCAAUUACUCUUGGAGCGCUCCAGGCUGCGGCAUACGGUGGACAUUUGGCUAUCAUAAGCCUCUUACUGGACAAUGGCGCAGAUAUCGAUGCGCAUGAUCACGUAUUCGGGUCGGCUUUGAAGGCCGCAGCCAUGAGCAAUAAGCCAACAGCAUUGCAAUUACUCGUGAGCCGCGGGGCUGACGUCCGCAAGGCAGGAUGUCUUUUGUCAUGCUUGAUAUCGAGUUACAAUAAGAAGAAUAACGUCACGGAAAACAUUGAAGUUUUGCAGCUUCUUAUCGACAGCGGCGCUGACAUCAACAGCAAGUGUACAACACAUGGAAGCGCUUUGAAUCAGGCAAUCAUAGCGUGGCUAAGUCAGGAAACGCGCAGCUUUUUUGACUUUGUCGUAGGGCGCGACGCCGAUAUCACAUUGGACGACGGGCGAUAUGGCACCCCGCUCCAAGCCGCAUGCCUCACUACCAGCGCACGGGCAUACUCUGAUAGCCUGUCGCGGAGCAUUGUUGCAGUCGAGACUCUUCUGGAGAUGGGGGCCGACGUGAAUGCACAGGGUGGAAGAUGGGGAAACGCAUUACAAGUGGCAUGUCGUGAACAUCAUCAUCCUACUGGUGUGAUAAGUCUUCUUCUUGACAGAGGCGCGGAAAUCAACAAUCGGGGAGGCCGCUAUGAAACAGCAUUACACGCCGCCUGCUCGAAAGCGACCUUGGGCUCAGAGGUGGUUGACUUCUUGCUUGAUAAGGGUGCCGACAUUACGAUAGAGGGAGGGAAGUUUGGAAGCGUCCUGCAGGCAGCAUGUUCCCAAGACCUACUGGGAUACUCUCUAAGUAAUGUGCAAAGAUUGGUCGAACAGGGAGCCGAUAUUAAUGCUAUCGGUGGCAGAUUCGGAAGUGCGCUGCAAGCGGCAGCUUCACUGGAAGGCUCAACCACUAACGGGCGCGGCCGUGAGGAUAUAGAAACCUACUUGCUCAGCAAAGGCGCAGAAGUCAACAUACAGGGAGGGAUUUACGGCACUGCACUCCAAGCCGCUUGUGACCGAAGCAAAAUGAAAACAAUUCGCUCACUACUUUCCCGUGGUGCCGAGGUAAAUUUUGAGGGCGGAAUAUACGGAACUGCACUUCAGGCGGCUUGCCAGCUUCAAUAUUGGAAAAAGGACUCUUACGACAUGGCGUGCCUACUGAUAGAACAUGGAGCCAAUGUACAUGUUCAAGGCGGCCUUUACGGGAGUGCCUGGCAUUCUGCGGCUACAAUCCCUUGGUGGAAUGAUGAAAACAACGAGACGUUGGAGCUGCUCCUCAACCAUGGGAUCGACAUUGACAGCAUAGGUCAACCACAUGGUACUGCUCUGCAGGCUGCCCUUGAGAUCUUGCAGAAUCACCGCAGCAUCGUCUCCAAGCUCCGCUUUCUCCUCGACCGCGGCGCUAAUGUCAAUUUAGGAGCCGGCCAAUAUGGAUUCCCGUUACAGUCAGCGUGUGUAGCGCCUAGCAGUUAUGUACCGGAGGUGAACAUCUGCGGCCUCGUUUACCUCCUCAAGAACUGCCCCGAAAUCAAUGUCGACAUGACAGGAGGACUGUUUGGCACGGCUUUACAGGCAGCAACAUCCCAAGGCAAGACAGAAGGCGUUGAGCUACUACUCCAGAAGGGCGCCGACACCAACAUUCGUGGCGGAAAGUACAGAAGCGCACUCAAUGCGGCCAUCUUCAAAGGGUACUGGGAUCUGGUCGAGAUACUGCUGGGUGCCGGAGCCAAGCCAGAUUGUCAUCAAUUUUCCGAACCCGACGAGGAAUGGCUAGAAAGUAUUGAAAGUGAACACGGGAAGGGCGCCGUGGAUCGUUACAGGAAGGUUUGGGAGAUAAAGACCCUGGAAUUGAGUAAAGGCAAGGCGGGAAAAGGGCAGAAUGAUUCGCCAUCUUCGUUCUGAUUAGGAUCAUGUACUACCACAGAUAAGGUACUGAAAUGGGUGUGUUGGCUAUUACAUUUUAAGUCAAACCCCCCACUUCCUGGCACCCCCCUGUUUCUGGCACCCACAAAAACGAUGGGAUCACAACCCAACCUCCUCAUUACUAUUAACUAUUGAUCCUCAACCACACCCAC
This is a messenger RNA of Colletotrichum scovillei, 4901 nucleotides long. RefSeq lists its product as uncharacterized. The transcript has 4 exons. Lineage: Eukaryota; Fungi; Ascomycota; Sordariomycetes; Glomerellales; Glomerellaceae. The record is from RefSeq and is a predicted model, not a curated record. Bases 1 to 4728 code for a protein of 1575 amino acids. Gene Ontology annotation, molecular function: protein binding.